UGCAGUUUUAUUUCAUAUAAAAAAUACGAUGGAAAAAGUAUUUCACGUUCCAGCAUUCUUUAUCGUAUUACGGGAAACAUUCGAAUGCACGAUUACUUUAUUAAUAUUAAUUGGCUGCCUUGAUACAUUUACGGAAGGUGAACAAUUGAUAAAAUCUUUAAAAAAACGAAUUUGGAUAGGAACAAUUUUAGGAUUAUUUUUUUCGAUAAAUGUCUGUAUAAUGCUUAUGGGAUUAUUUAAGGAAUUCACAAUAAAUUUUCUGGAAAAAGAUCCUAUAUUGGGAGCAAUAUUUUUGUUACUUGCUUCAACUUUAAUCACUUACAUGGCAUGGAGUAUGAUAAGAAUCAACCUAUGGAAAGAAAAAUUGAAUGAACGAAUGAAAUAUGCGACACGAAUGAAUAUUGAAAGAAGUGAGGCGCAAAAGAAUUUCUUUACAUUUUAUUUGAUCUCAUUUACUGUGAUUUGCCGUGAAGCUUUUGAAUCUUACAUAUUUAUCGCCGGGGUUGGGUUCAAUAAUUUUUCAUCAUUAAUUAUUCCAAUACUUUUGGGAUUAUCUUUAGGCGUGCUUUUGGCUUCCUAUUUUUCCGAGGCAUGUUCAUAUAUUCAAGAAGCUGUAGGUAUUAAAAGAGUUAUUUUAUGGAAAUUAAAUUGUUGCGACCCCAAAGAUAAUGAAGGAUGGGCAUUAUUAAAUUCAUUAUUUGGUUGGACAAGUGAAGGUACAAAAGCAACAACCUUUGGAUAUUUUUUUUAUUUGAUCUUUGAAAUUGCUGGAAUUUUUAUACUUUACGGUAGAGAAAAAUUGAGAAAACAAGGUAAUGCCUUAUCACAAAGUUAG
This is a messenger RNA of Funneliformis geosporum, 835 nucleotides long. NCBI's taxonomy places the organism in Eukaryota, Fungi, Glomeromycota, Glomeromycetes, Glomerales, Glomeraceae. The record is from the annotation of a GenBank genome assembly.